Molecule: messenger RNA, 2658 nt
Organism: Monascus purpureus
Lineage: Eukaryota; Fungi; Ascomycota; Eurotiomycetes; Eurotiales; Aspergillaceae
Source: the annotation of a GenBank genome assembly
CAGCAUAUGAAGGAUCUGCUGUCGGUCUCAACUGCCAGAAAGAGAUGAGUGUGUAUUAUUAUAUAUACUCUGUCGCAUCCCUCCCAGGAGAGAUUUUACUUGGACUAGCUGAAGGAAAGACAGACAGGAUUCUGGUGGUGUGGCCGGGGUCCAAGCACAUGCGCCGUCGAUACGCGUACGCCAAGUACUUACAGGACAGGUUGGCCAGUGGUAACGGAACAACACAGCAUGAUGAUUCAACAAUAUUAUCAUCACAGUACCAUAUCACCUACUCUUAUUAUUCCCUCAAUCUGAGGAUAUCUACCAAGCUUCUCCCAUUACUCUACUCUCUAAUUGCCGAUGCAGUGACCGGAGAGUGACAUGAGAGCUGUAUAGCUAUUAGCAGUACAGACAGAAAGUGGUGAUGACAAAUAUUACGGUCACGCGUAAGUUUCGGUCUUGUCCCGUUCCGUUCCCGUUUCGUCCUCGUUUCUUUCCUCCAGCCUUUCGCUCUUCGCUUUCUCCCUCUCUCCACGCUGAAAUUUAAAAGAUACCUCUCGCUGUCCUCUUUCCUUGCUGUCCUCCCCUCCUCCCCGUUCUCCCAUCGUCUGAGGACCACAAGCCAUCGUGUCUUUCCUCCCAGAUCCGUAUUCUGGUUUCUUUUUACCGGAAUAUUCGACUCUGCCAGCUGGGAUCAUGGGGCGGACCGUCGACCAGGAGGUUCACGCCGCGUUCGUCGAGUUCCGCGCCAAGGAAGACGAUAAGUGCCUUUCCGUCCAGUGUAUCUACUGCCAGCAGAUUCGCGCAAAGAACACCUCGCGUCAGAAGCAGCAUCUUCUCGAGUGCCCCGGUCUUCGCGGCCAUCCCAACGCUCCUCAGCCUACCUCACAGCCUGCCCAGGCCGGCCCCAAUGGCAUCGCUGCCGCAAAUGGCUACGCUGCCACCCCCAACGGUGCUGGCCCAGGGCCUGGAGCUGGCCCCGGUGGUCCUGGUUCCCUCUCCGCUGCCAAUGGCGCGGCCCUCAUGUCGAAUGGUGUGAAUCCGCAUACCGGUGCUCUGCAGACUCCGCUGCAGAGCAUGCAGGGUCGUCCUUCCCUCUCUACGCCCGGUGCUUCUACCGUGUCGGCUGCUUCUUCUGGUCCUGUUCAGGCGCCAGCACGCCCGACUCCUAAGACCAAAUCCAAAGUGAACAAUUCCAACCUGCCUGCUCCGCCCCUUGAUGAUGUCCAUGCUGCUUUUGUUGAAUUCCGUGCGAAGGAAGAAGACAAGUGUCUUUCCGUCCAAUGCAUAUAUUGCCAGCAGGUCCGCGCGAAGAAUACAAGCAGGCAGCGCCAACACCUUCUCGAAUGUCCCACCUACCUCAGUCUCAUGAAGGAUUCGAUCCCAGCCAACAACCUCCUACACACUUUCCCCGAAGGCGAUAUUGCCCGAUCUCUCCAAAUUCCUGCCCCCAGCCUUGAACUGGACUUCCGCAUGAGCAUAAAGCUGAACCCCAAGGUCACUGUUGGACCCAGCAUUUGGGGACAAAGGGAUUGGGUUUCAUUCAUGGGUGGCCAGUGGGCUGGUCGAUGGGGAAAGGGAAUUGUGUUGCCCGGCGGACAAGACUCCCAGGUCAUGCUGAAGGAUUCUGUCACUAGUCUCCGCGCAAGCUAUAUGCUUCAGACUGCCGAUGAUCCCCCGGCGUUCAUCAUCGUCAAGACCAGCGGAUGGUUAACCGGCUCCAAGGAAAUGCUGGAGAAACUUAAUGAUCCCACCGUGGCAGACGCUGUCAAUCCUAGCAGCUACAAAUAUCGCGUCCAUCUUUCCAUGGAAACCGGAGAUGACCGUUAUGCCUUUUUGAACACAUCGAUGUGGAUUGCUAGCGGCUGCUGCAGGUCUCAAGAAGAAGUAAUCUUUGACGCAUUCCGCGUCAACUAAUACCGUUGACUGUCUAUCUUUCCGUCGCUUUUUCGUCCGUUUUUGAGCGAGUCUUAUCUGGUUCUAUUCGCCAUGGGGAAUUUGGUGUUUUUUUUUAUUUAUUUUCCCUGAAAUUUCCAAUCGAAAAAUGUGGUGCAGUCAAACUUCAGUGUAUCUGUUCAUUCUUCUUUCCGACGGACGAUCUGCUCGUCUUGUUCUUCUUUAACCUUAGUCACCCUGUUCGUUUGGGAUCCGCAUUCCCGACUCCCAAAUCACACUUCUCGAGCUCGAGCUUUCGAGAGAACGAUGGAUGCCCCAUGCUUCUGACAUAGCAUAGCUUUUCACGGCCGUUUAUCUUUCCCAUCAAGGUGCCUGGGACAUUAUUCCUUUUGCAGUCACCGCUCCUUUUUUCAUUUUCCUUUUUUGUUUUCAAAGCGAACUAAUAAGGAUAUCCCGUGAUUAUGAUUUUCCAAGGAGUCUGGUUCUGUUCAAUCUAGUUCAGCUGCCUUGCUAUUUGGAUGAAGGCUUCAGGUUUCACAAAACAAAGAACAAAGUACAGUACAAUCGUUACUGGUAGUUGUACGUGUACUCUGUAUGUAUUAAGGUAUCUUAUUUGAUCAUCGGGUAUUCGUACAGUCAAGGGAUAGGGCAGUAGGGAUAUUGCCAUCUGGAACUCUUCAUAUUAAAGAAUCCAGGGUCCUGCUGCACUUGGUUUACUCGAAGAUCGGCCUGAAUUGGCAUUUGCUCUUAGUUAUUCAAUUAUAUUUAAUGAACGAACCUGAG